GCACGAAGCAGUCAGCAGUAGAGUACAAAUCCUCGCCUGCAUCCUGGUUUUCGUCCCCAUUCUCUCCCCGCCACUCCAGCGGAACGGCGGCGGGGGAGUGAGUGACGGCAACGAGGCAAGAUGGCGAGGAGGAGGCCGAUGGACUACGAGGAGCUGAACGAGAAAGUCAAGAAGGCGCAGUACGCGGUGCGCGGGGAGCUGUACCUCCGCGCCUCCCAGCUCCAGAAGGAGGGCAAGAAGAUCAUCUUCACCAACGUCGGCAACCCGCACGCCCUCGGCCAGAAGCCGCUCACCUUCCCGCGCCAGGUGGUGGCGCUGUGCCAGGCUCCGUUCCUCCUCGAUGACCCCAAUGUCGGCCUCAUGUUCCCGCCCGAUGCCAUCGUGCGGGCCAAGCGCUAUCUCGCCAUGGCGCCGGGAGGUCUAGGUGCGUACAGUGAUGCCCGUGGUAUCCCCGGAAUCAGGAAGGAAGUUGCUGACUUCAUCCACAAGCGUGAUGGAUAUCCGAGUGACCCAGAACUCAUUUACCUGACAGACGGCGCCAGCAAAGGUGUGAUGCAAAUGCUGAAUGCCAUCAUUAGAAACGAGAGGGAUGGGAUCUUGGUUCCUGUUCCUCAGUACCCACUUUAUUCUGCUAUCAUUUCCCUCUUUGGUGGGUCUCUGGUCCCAUACUACUUGGAAGAAGAGGCUAACUGGAACCUUGACUUUGCAAACAUCCGACAAGCAGUGGCCGAGGCACGUUCGAAGGGAAUCACUGUUCGAGCGACGGUGAUUAUAAAUCCAGGAAAUCCCACUGGCCAGUGCCUUAGUGAAGCAAAUAUAAGGGAACUUGUGCGAUAUUGCUACCAUGAAAACUUAGUUCUGCUUGCAGACGAAGUGUAUCAGCAGAACGUUUAUCAAGAUGAGCGCCCAUUUAUAAGCGCAAGAAAGGUUAUGUUCGACAUGGGUCCGCCAAUAAGCAGGGAGGUUCAGCUUGUUUCUUUCCACACUGUGUCCAAAGGGUACUGGGGAGAGUGUGGACAACGUGGUGGAUACUUCGAAAUGACAAAUCUUCCUCCAAAGACAGUAGAUGAGAUCUACAAGGUUGCAUCAAUAGUACUGAGUCCGAAUGUUCCCGGGCAAAUCUUUAUGGGAGUGAUGGUUAACCCUCCUAAACCUGGAGAUAUCUCAUACCCGAAGUUCACUGCCGAAAGCAAGUCCAUCCUCGAAUCUUUGAGGAGGAGAGCGCGCAUGAUGACAGACGGUUUCAACAGCUGCCGAAACGUGGUGUGCAAUUUCACAGAAGGAGCUAUGUACUCUUUCCCCCAAAUACAGCUGCCAGCAAGAGCCAUCGAGGCGGCAAAGAGAGCCGGCAAAGCAGCAGACGUUUUCUACUGCCUCAAGCUCCUGGAGGCAACGGGGAUUUCCACUGUUCCGGGAUCUGGUUUUGGGCAGAAGGAAGGGGUGUUCCACCUUCGGACAACUAUCCUUCCAGCCGAGGAAGACUUCCCUACCAUCAUGUCGAGCUUCAAGAAGUUCAACGACUCAUUCAUGGAGCAAUACGAGGGCUACUCCAGGAUGUGAUGUCAACAUGAAAAGAAGCGACCGCGCCACCAUUUUGCUUCUACUGCCCAUACUAGUAGAACAGUGAUCGGUGCACUAUGUGAUAUUUUGCUGCUGCAACUGCGGCCUUAGUCUGCUAUGUAUGUGUUGCCUGUUCUG
Messenger RNA from Zea mays, 1698 nucleotides. RefSeq lists its product as uncharacterized. NCBI's taxonomy places the organism in Eukaryota, Viridiplantae, Streptophyta, Magnoliopsida, Poales, Poaceae. Gene Ontology annotation, molecular function: glycine:2-oxoglutarate transaminase activity; L-alanine:2-oxoglutarate transaminase activity; pyridoxal phosphate binding. Gene Ontology annotation, biological process: photorespiration; biosynthetic process. The record is from RefSeq and is marked provisional.